AUGCACCAAUCCCAUAAAGUUGCAGUUAUUGGUGCCUCGGGUACACUAGGGGCAGUCGCCCUACGAAAGCUCCUCGAAGCGGACACGUUUACAGUCACCGUGAUCAGACGAGCUGGUUCUAGUUCCGCCUUCCCUGCGAACCUCAAGGUCAUCGACGUGGAUUAUUCGUCCGUGGACUCGCUCAAGUCAGCCUUCAAGGACCAAGAUUCGAUCCUAUCGCUUGUCCCGACUUUCGCAGUCGACGCUCAACAAGCUUUCAUAGAUGCUGCUGUUGAGGCUGGCGUUUCUCGCUUCAUUCCUUCGGAAUUCAGUGCCAAUCUCACCCAUCCAAAUGCCCGCACCCUUCCAGUCUUCGCCCCCAAAGUCAAGAUUCAGGAAUACUUGGUCGAAAAGGCCAAGAAUACGGGACUUACAUACACCUUCAUCUACUGCGGUGGCUGGUUAGAUGCGGGAUCACACCGAAGUUUUCUCAUCAGCAGCACCGGUGACACCACCAAUAUUUUCGAUGGCGGCGACGUCGCUUUCAGCGCAUCGACCCUUGAUACUGUCGCUUCGGCUAUUGUCGCAACCCUCGCCCAUCUGGAGGAAACCAAGAAUCGCUCUAUUCAUGUCCACAGCCUCGUGACAACCCAGAACCAUCUACUUGCAUUGGCCAAGGAAGUAGCACCGGAGAAACCGUGGCAUACAGUCAACCUCAAACUCGAGGACUUGACUGCAAAGGCUAAUGUGAGACUGGCGAAAGGUCUGGUCGAUUUCGAAACGUUUGCCCCAUACAUUUUUCGCGCCAUUUUUGAUCCUUCCUUUGGAGCUUGUUACGAGAGGACCGAUAAUCAGCUCUUGGGUAUUACAUAUUCAUCUGAUGAAGAUGUCAAGGAUAUCCUGCGGGAUUUACUGAAGAACAGAACGAAGGAUUAG
Aspergillus steynii IBT 23096 is the source of this 915-nucleotide messenger RNA. Its product is annotated as aromatic alcohol reductase. Gene Ontology annotation, molecular function: oxidoreductase activity. Lineage: Eukaryota; Fungi; Ascomycota; Eurotiomycetes; Eurotiales; Aspergillaceae. The record is from RefSeq and is a predicted model, not a curated record. Bases 1 to 915 code for a protein of 304 amino acids. The transcript has a single exon.